Messenger RNA from Talaromyces amestolkiae, 303 nucleotides. RefSeq lists its product as uncharacterized. The transcript has a single exon. The record is from RefSeq and is a predicted model, not a curated record. The coding region runs from base 1 to 303 and encodes 100 amino acids. Lineage: Eukaryota; Fungi; Ascomycota; Eurotiomycetes; Eurotiales; Trichocomaceae.
AUGCCGGACUGUCUGCGAUGCGCCGAUUACCUCCCAUCGCGCCGUCGACUCAAACGGGGACCUCGCACCUCGAAUUCCAAAGCUACCAAGCAACUUCAACCACCCACCAGCAGCGACAAUACCGCGGACUCGCAAUGCCUAAGUUCGCAUGGGACGACUCUUCUUGUAAACAGCCCGGUGACCUUGAGUAUCUCAGCCGCCGCCGGCGGUAUUGUGCCAUCCGUGGUCGCUGAAAAUGACUGCAAUCUGGGACUGCUUGUGGAAUCCACUCCCAAGCCGCGGAUCAAGAUGAGAAUGGGCUAG